This is a messenger RNA of Meloidogyne enterolobii, 343 nucleotides long. The record is from the annotation of a GenBank genome assembly. Lineage: Eukaryota; Metazoa; Nematoda; Chromadorea; Rhabditida; Meloidogynidae.
AUGGAUUUUAGGGGACUUUCCAAAAGGAUUUGGAGGGUUUUGGGGAGGAGUCUUCAAAAAUUCCAAAAGGAUUUGAAGGGUUUUGGUUUUCCCGCAAUCCCAAAUUGUUUCCCUUUUGUUCUUUCUGCAUUUCCAAAUUGUUUCCCCUUUGAUAUGCCGACACAAUACAAAAUGUUUCCCCUCUUACCGCAAUUCCGAUGGGGGGUGAGAGGUUUUCUUUGUUUUUGUUUCCCGAAAUUCCAAAUUGUUUCCCUUUUGAUCUUGCCGCUUGUUAAAAAUCCUGAAUUGUUUCCCCUUUGACCAAAUUGUUUCCUCUUUGAUGUUUCCACAAAUUUCACUCUAU